Pygoscelis adeliae (Adelie penguin) is the source of this 2528-nucleotide messenger RNA. RefSeq names its product neuronal PAS domain protein 2 (gene NPAS2). The coding region runs from base 1 to 2436 and encodes 811 amino acids. Lineage: Eukaryota; Metazoa; Chordata; Aves; Sphenisciformes; Spheniscidae. The transcript has 21 exons. Gene Ontology annotation, biological process: regulation of transcription by RNA polymerase II; circadian regulation of gene expression. The record is from RefSeq and is a predicted model, not a curated record. Gene Ontology annotation, molecular function: protein dimerization activity; RNA polymerase II cis-regulatory region sequence-specific DNA binding; DNA-binding transcription factor activity, RNA polymerase II-specific. Gene Ontology annotation, cellular component: CLOCK-BMAL transcription complex; cytoplasm; nucleus.
AUGGAUGAAGAUGAGAAAGACAGGGCAAAGAGGGCUUCGCGUAACAAGUCUGAGAAGAAGAGGCGUGAUCAGUUCAAUGUUCUCAUCAAAGAGCUCAGCUCCAUGCUUCCAGGCAACACUCGCAAAAUGGACAAAACUACUGUGCUGGAAAAAGUCAUUGGCUUUCUGCAGAAACACAAUGGUAAGAUUUAUUGCAGCUCUUCAUGCACUUGCCAGACAGACUGGAAGCCGUCGUUUCUCAGCAAUGAAGAAUUCACGCAGCUGAUGUUGGAGGCAUUAGAUGGCUUCAUUAUAGCAGUAACCACAGGUGGAAGCAUCAUCUACGUGUCUGACAGCAUCACACCUCUUCUAGGGCAUUUACCGUGUGAUGUCUUGGAUCAGAAUUUGUUAAAUUUCCUCCCAGAACAAGAACAUUCAGAAAUUUAUAAGAUGUUAUCUUCUUGUAUGCUUAUGACGGAUUCUGCCUCAUCGGAUUACCUAAAAACUGACAAUGAACUAGAGUUUUAUUGUCAUCUUCUGAGAGGAAGUUUGAACCCAAAGGAAUUUCCAACAUAUGAAUACAUAAAAUUUGUAGGAAAUUUUCGGUCUUACAGCAAUGUGCCUAACUCCACUUGCAAUGGCUUUGACGAGGCUGUCCCAAGGGCUUACAGAACAUCCUCGGGAAAGCAGGUCUGCUUCGUUGCGACUGUUCGUUUGGCAACGCCUCAGUUUUUAAAGGAGAUGUGCAUCGUGGAAGAACCUCUAGAGGAAUUCACAUCAAGACACAGUCUGGAGUGGAAAUUUUUAUUCCUGGAUCACAGAGCACCGCCGAUUAUAGGAUACUUGCCUUUUGAAGUGCUGGGUACUUCUGGCUACGACUAUUACCAUAUAGAUGACUUAGAGCUGCUAGCAAGGUGCCAUGAACACUUGAUGCAGUUUGGCAAGGGGAAGUCGUGCUGCUAUCGGUUUCUGACCAAAGGACAGCAGUGGAUCUGGCUCCAGACCCAUUACUAUAUCACCUACCACCAGUGGAACUCCAAGCCAGAAUUCAUUGUGUGCACACACAUGGUGGUAAGUUAUGCAGAUGUUCGGGUGGAGAGGAGACAGGAGAUGGGCUUGGAAGAAGUGUCCUCAGAGGUUGUGUCCUCAGCACUAAAGGACAGUGGCGCCAGCUUGGAUCCUGAACAGCACUUUAAUGCACUUGAUAUUGGUGCCUCAAUCCUCAGCGCUAGUCGGACACCCUCAGUAUCAUCCAGGAGCUCACCAAAAUCUUCCCACACACCCAAGUCGGACCCAGCAUCUACACCAACAAAGCUGAUUGCAGAGUCUAACACUCCCUUGCCAAGAACACCGAGCACGCAGCAGGAUUUAUCCGUGCAUAGACUCAGUCAACCUACUGCUCUUCAGGUUUCUUUGCCUUCUCAGCCUUCAUGUGAGCUUCUCCCACAGCAGUUGCUGCCUCAAGCAACUCUGCAAAAUCAGCCUGCAACUCUGGCACAGUUCUCGGCACAGUUCAGCAUGUUCCAGACCAUCAAGGACCAGCUAGAGCAGCGCACCCGGAUCCUGCAGGCCAACAUCCGGUGGCAGCAGGAGGAGCUCCAGAAGAUACAGGAGCAGCUCUGCCUGGUCCAGGACUCCAGUGUACAGAUGUUCCUACAGCAGCCGACGGUGUCCCUGAGCUUUAGCAAUACUCAGCAGCCGGAGCCACAGCAGCUACAGCUGAGGUCAGGGGCCAUUUCUCAGCAGCAGCUUGUCCCCAGUCCUCAACUUCAAGGGCAAAUUGCAUCUUCCCAAACAGCGAACCAGCAAGCACUGAGAGAAGCAAGCGCGAUAUCGAGCCAGGCGGUGCUAAUCGCACCUCACUUCGCUCCUGCCUUCCCGGGGCGUCGUUUGCCGCCUCAACUCCUUGAGGGCACGGCCGGGGCGGCUUCGCUUGCAGAGCGCGCUGCUCCCCAGGGUUUUGCCGGCCGGCAGAACAAAGCGCGGGGCAGCAGCGGACUGUUGCUCAGCCAGCCCAUUCAGCCCAUGAUGCCUGGGUCCUGUAACGCAAGACACCCUUCAGACCUCAGCAUGGCGGGAUCCCAGGCUAAGUAUUCUCAAACCCAACAAAUGUUUCAAAGCUUGGAAGUGCAGACUUCCAGCAGCAGCUCUCCAAUCGUACUGAUGGGACAAGCAGUGUUAAACCAAGGGUUCGCCACUACACCUCCUUCCCAGCCAUCCUCUCUGCCACCUAUGCAACUCCAGCACCAACAGCAUCAGCAACAACGCUACCUGCAGGUGCAAACACCAAGUUCUUUGCACAAUGAGCAACCCGAUUCUUUGCUCCUGCCAUCUUACUCGCCACAGCAAGGAAAUAUGGGGUAUCAUCAGACGCAGCAGCAGCAGCAGCAGCAACAGCAGCAGCAAAGAAGCAAUAGCUUAUCAGAAUCAUCAAAUUUACCACAGCCACUGCGAUAGAGUCCCACCAGCACAAUCAAUGCACGAUUAGCUUUAACCAAUGGGCACGUGGGGCAGAAGAGAAUGACUUUGUACUUACUGUUUUGGCUUUU